CAGCGCUCAACUGUGUUUGUUUGGUAGCUGUUUCUAUGACGACAUGAUGUGGCCAGGUUUAUGUUCUGUGAAGCUCCAUAGGGUGCUGCCUACCGGUCUGGGAAUAGGUGUGUAAAUGCCACAAGUCACUCUGGAGAUCUUGACUGCAUACUGAGGACGUGUUGAGAUAUUUGACUGAGUUACUCCCAUCAUCAAUAUUAGGAUGGAAGAGAUGAACUCAAACAUGACAGAAGAAAACAGUUUCAAUAACAGCUAUUUGGAUGACAACAGCACAUUAUUUAACUAUAAUCCUCGUUCUGACUCGACUUUUUGGUUGAACCUUUUAAAAUUCUUACAUUUGCUAAAUCAGAUCACCAUUGGCAUUGGAUUUCUUUUAAUUCUUGUCGUGAUGAUUGCAGUUUUUUCACAGGUGAGAAAGGGUCAGGAUGCUCCAGUCUAUGUCAUCAACCUCCUCGUCUCUGAUAUCAUUCAGCUCUGCUGCAGGAUUCCAGCAGAUUUUACUAGACCCGGUAAAAAUAAUGUCACAUACAUGGUUAUUGCAGAUCUUGGUGUGAUGGUCAGUGUUGGAUUCAUGGUGUGUAUCUCCUUUGAAAGGUAUCUGGUCAUUGCCAAGCCUCUGUGGUACAGAUUCAGGAGAAACAUCAAGACAUAUGUGGUGGUCUGCAUUGUGGUCUGGUCACUUCCACUUUUUUAUCUACUACUUGGCAAUGGGAUAAAGGAGUAUAUGAUGGCUGACAUCUUCUUCAUAAUUAUUUUCGUCCUGCCUUUUCCCUUCUUCAUCUUCUUUCUGGUUGGGACUAUCAAAGCUCUGUCUGCAGCGCUCGGUGUCCCUGAAGAUGAAAAACGACGAAUAGUAGCCAUUCAGGUUGCUGUGCUGAUUAUUUACAGUCUGCUUUAUCUGCCCAUCAUCAGUUUGCUCUUAGGUGUGUAUGGAGUUUUGAAUAGCAAAAGCCACGUAAAUAGCUAUAUAACGGCUUUAGUUUGUGUUUUUCUUAGUCCUCUUGCUGACACAACUUUGUAUUUGUUCACUCGGAAAAGCAUCCUGGAUAAGUUUCUGGCUUCAAUCUGUUUUUGUAAAAUAUCUACCAUUCUGGAGACGAUCAGCACAGAUCAUGAAAGCUGGACUGAAACAAAUACUGAGGCUGUUUAGGUUUUAAUAUCUGUUAUGAUACAAAAUAGCAUCCAGAGUUCAUUUGCUGGCGCUGAAAAUCAUAUUUCCUGGUACGACCACCAUCGUUUGCUUUAUUAUAUACGCAAAUAUACAAAUUUUUACAUAUAUUAUCACAUAUAUACUCACUACAUUUACAGUUGAAGUCGUUGUUAUAAUUUUGAGUUAUUUAACUGUGAAAUGUUUUCUUCCACUGACUUUUUAUAUUUUCUUUUCUUUUUAUGUAAACAAAUUGUUCAUGUGUUCUUGUGCAUGUAUGUCAUAAUGAUGCUUAGCGAACUGAAGAUGUAGGCAGAAUUUGAGACAGAAUAAAGGGUUUAUUGAAAAUUAACACAAAGUAGCUGAGAGACUAUCACUGAGGAAAACAGAAGGAACUGACAAAGGAUAGAAUAAACUAA
Molecule: messenger RNA, 1566 nt
Organism: Poeciliopsis prolifica (blackstripe livebearer)
Lineage: Eukaryota; Metazoa; Chordata; Actinopteri; Cyprinodontiformes; Poeciliidae
Product: G-protein coupled receptor 4-like
Exons: 6
Coding region: 203-1150 (315 amino acids)
Biological process (GO): positive regulation of Rho protein signal transduction; phospholipase C-activating G protein-coupled receptor signaling pathway
Cellular component (GO): membrane
Molecular function (GO): G protein-coupled receptor activity
Source: RefSeq, a predicted model, not a curated record